AUGACUGCUCUUGCUGGCGAAAAAGGCUCAGCUUUCAACAAUAUUGAACCCACCCCUGAUACAGAUGAAUUCACUUCUGUAUAUGGUGAUUUUGAUGAUGCUAUGCUACAUGCAGUUAUGGACGACAUGGACAUGAACAUGAAUACGGGCAUGGAGGAGGAGACCGGGAUGUCGGUUGAGAGCUACAACAGAUGCAAUUUUCCACCGGUACAUGCCAAAGUCGAUCAAGAAUUGUGCACGCCAGCCUUGUCUCACAUAGCGGUGUUGAACACACCGGAAACAAAUGCACCGGCAGAACCGUCUGGCACACGCAAAUGCGGCCGGCCCAGAAAAUCGGACAGGGUGGAGUCAAGUGCCACUGCUGCUCUGGAGGGAGGCUCUGCAACUACAAAGCGGAAGCCGGGAAGGCCAAAAGGAAGUGGCCCCAAGCAGCAGGCUCGCAAAGCUGCCGAAGAAGCUGGUGAGAUACUUGAGGUGCCAAAACGACCCCCUGGCCGUCCGCGCAAACAUCCGCAACCGAGCAUCUGUGGAGUUCGCGUGGAGGUCAUUUCCGGUAAAAUCUCUGUUCCAGGGACAAGGGAGAACUCACUGCGACGUCACAUUGUCGACAAUACUGACAGCGGUGCAAGUCAAGCCCAACUGCGGCACUCUCCAUCAGUUGAAUGCUCUGCUACAGAUCCUCAAUGCCGCAGCACUGCCAGACCAGCCAUUGUACUGGAAAAUACAUCCCCUGCUGCACCGGCAAGCCCCCUCUCUAUGAGCCAUACCGAGUCACCGACUCAGCCUUUAAUCCGCCAUAUAAUUCCUGACGAGGACCCAACACAACCAGUGGAAACAGUGGAUGAUAGUGAGAGUGACGAGUACGCAGGAUUAGCAGGAGAUGGAGUCGGACGUGAGGAUGACGUGGGGGUUGACGAUGAUGUGGAUUCAGAUCCCCAUGAGGCUAAUGCAGGAAAUGCUGAGGGGAACCGAGAUCAUACGAGAACUCAGAAGUGUCAUGCACUGCCAUCGUGGCUAAUGGCUGAGUUCAAUGAAAGGGUCGAGGAUGCUGCCAAACGAGGGUCAGAUGGCCUUCCAAUUCUGUACCGUCAAGGCACAUUCUGA
Molecule: messenger RNA, 1104 nt
Organism: Sparassis crispa
Lineage: Eukaryota; Fungi; Basidiomycota; Agaricomycetes; Polyporales; Sparassidaceae
Exons: 3
Coding region: 1-1104 (367 amino acids)
Molecular function (GO): DNA binding
Source: RefSeq, a predicted model, not a curated record